AUGGUCACUCCAGUGACCAAGGGAGGAUUAGCUGAACAAUAUAAGAAAAGAGAUUGUGUCGAUGUUAAAAUUCAUGAUGUUGACAGAACGAAUACUGAUCCAAAAAUCUUACCUUAUUUAAUUCUUUCAAAAGAACAAAAAGGUGAAGAUAUUAUUUUUUAUUUAGCAUGUCAAUUUGGUUUAUUAUCAACUAGGUUCACCAUUGAAAGUCUUGUUGAUCUAAGAACAGCUUGUUCUGAUGAGUUAAAAAAUUUAGAUGUGUUUGAACUUAAAGAUGAAAUUACUUUGAUAGAAGCAUCGAAAUUGUUUAUUUGUGGAGCGGUAAGUGGAGCAACGUGUGAUUGUAAAACGACAUGUGCAACAAAGCACUGUCCAUAUAAAAAAGCAGGAGUCACAUGUUCAACAAAAUGUCAAUCAAAAAGAGGUGCAUGUGAGAAUACAAAAUAA
Didymodactylos carnosus is the source of this 447-nucleotide messenger RNA. Lineage: Eukaryota; Metazoa; Rotifera; Eurotatoria; Philodinida; Philodinidae. The record is from the annotation of a GenBank genome assembly.